Molecule: messenger RNA, 771 nt
Organism: Procambarus clarkii (red swamp crayfish)
Lineage: Eukaryota; Metazoa; Arthropoda; Malacostraca; Decapoda; Cambaridae
Source: RefSeq, a predicted model, not a curated record
AUGAACUGUCUACAGUUGAAAAACGACCUCCAAUUUGAUCAUUACCCAUCGACACCAUCAAUCACCGCCUACCGACACCAUCAAUCACCGCCUACCGACACCAUCAAUCACCGCCUACCGACACCAUCAAUCACUGCCUAUCGACAUCAAUCACCGCCUACCGACAGCAUCAAUCACCGACGAUCGACAGCAUCAAUCACCGCCGAUCGACACCAUCUAUCACCGACGAUCGACAGCAUCAAUCACCGCCGAUCGACACCAUCAAUCACCGACGAUCGACAGCAUCAAUCACCGCCAAUCGACACCAUCUAUCACCGACGAUCGACAGCAUCAAUCACCGCCGAUCGACACCAUCAAUCACCGACGAUCGACACCAUCAAUCACCGCCUACCGACACCAUCAAUCACCGACGAUCGACAGCAUCAAUCACCGCCAAUCGACACCAUCAAUCAUCGACGAUCGAUAGCAUCAAUCACCGCCUACCGAUACCAUCAAUCACCGACGAUCGACAGCAUCAAUCACAGCCUAUCGACACCAUCAAUCACCGACGAUCGACAUCAUCAAUCACCGCCUUCCAUCACCAUCAAUCACCACCGAUCGACACCAUCAAUCACCUCCGAUCGACACCAUCAAUCACUGACGAUCAACAUCAUCAAUCACCGCAGUUCGCCACCAUCAAUCACCGCCGAUCGACAGCAUCAAUCACCGCCGAUCGACAGCAUCAAUCACCGCCGAUCGCCAACAUUAAUCACCGCCGAUCGACAGCAUUAA